Molecule: messenger RNA, 3455 nt
Organism: Lactuca saligna
Lineage: Eukaryota; Viridiplantae; Streptophyta; Magnoliopsida; Asterales; Asteraceae
Source: the annotation of a GenBank genome assembly
AAUAGGGUUUUCAGCAACACCUGUAUCUCUCUCUACCUGCCUUCACUGAUACUCACCCGCCUUUUCACCUUCACCGCCAUUCCUAUCAAUCAAACCCCAUGUGUCACCCACACCCCACACCCCACGCCUCUCUCUCUCUAGAUCUCUCUUUUACGUCGACUGUAUAUAUAUGUCUGUAUAGGUUAGCUUACAAGAUUUCAACAGACAGGAACGUGACCCUAGAGUUCGUCAUGUGCUACUAGCUAAUUUUCUACUCUAAAAUCAAUACAUGCCCAACUGACAUCAAUUCAUGAUUCAUCACCCUGUCAUGUCUUAUAUGGAGUGAGAUUUUCCUUUGUCGCAAUCGUCAACAGGAACUGAAGAAUGGAGAAGAAUCCCCUUUUCUCAUUCUGCUUCUCCAUAUUCAUCACUUUCAGCUUCGUAAGCUGCGCUUCACUUCUCCCUUCAGACCAAAAUGAUCAAAUCAACUCCAUCUUAGGGGAAGAUGGGGAAGAUGGCCAUUGGAGAAAUGGGAUCUUGAGUUCAUCAGCUCAAGCUCCUUAUCCUUCCAGUGGAUCAUCUAGUGCACUUGUAUUAGCGGGUUCAAGAACAAAAAGACCUGAUAUUCUUAACCGAUUCAGAAAGUAUCGUGGUGGAUGGGACAUUACCAAUAAGCAUUACUGGGCUUCAGUUGGAUUUACAGGGUCUGCUGCUUUGAUUCUUGGUAUGAUAUGGUUUGUGUUCUUUGGUGUCGCCAUGAUCACACAUCACUUCUGUGGAUGGAGGAUUGAAAUCAAAGGCAAAGAAUCUAGACUUUCUCAAACGCUAUGCUUGAUUUUGCUCAUCAUCUUCACAUGUGCUGCAGCAACUGGAUGCGUUCUUCUUUCAGUUGGGCAAGAUGAGUUUCAUGGUGAAGCAGUGGACACGUUGAAUUAUGUUGUGAACCAAUCAGAUUACACCGUUCAGACACUUGUAAAUGUCACUGGGUAUUUGUCGCUAGCUAAAACUGUCAAUGUGGCACAGUUUUACCUUCCUUCAGAUGUGAAAGACAGUAUUGACAAACUGAAUGUAGACUUGAAUUCUGCUUCAGAUACAUUGGGUAGCAAAACACAUCAAAAUUCAAGAAAAAUAAGAACUGUUUUCGAUGCUGUGCGAUCUUCCAUGAUUACUGUUGCGAUUGUAAUGCUUAUUGUUUCCAUUUUAGGCCUUUGCUUGUCAAUUCUUGGUCACAAAAACGCAAUCCACUUAUUCAUUAUCGGUGGAUGGUUGCUUGUUGUGGUUGCUUUCAUCCUAUGUGGAGUUUUCGUAAUCCUCAACAAUGCAAUUUCGGAUACAUGUAUGGCUAUGGAACAAUGGGUGGAUCAUUCAGAUGCCGAAACUGCCCUCAGCAACAUCCUUCCAUGCGUUGACCAAGGAACAACGAACCAAACUUUAUAUAAAAGCAAACAAGUGAUCAGCGAUCUCGGAAACAUCGUCAAUGGAUUCAUAGGUUCAUAUGCAAACUCAUACGGCGUACUUCCGGCGAACUCCAAUUACUACAACCAAUCGGGCCCACUGAUGCCCUACGUUUGCUCUCCAUACGACUCACAGCUCCAACAACGAAACUGUUCUUCACAAGAAGUCUCAAUGUCAAAUGCGUCUCUGGUGUGGUGGAAUUACACAUGUACAGUAUCGGACUCUGGAAUAUGCAUGAGCACCGGAAGAUUGACUCCUGAUAUGUAUCAGCAAUUAGUGGGGGCAGUGAACAUAAGUUACGCCCUCCAACACUACACGCCGCCGCUGCUCAGCUUCCAGGACUGUAAUUUUGUUCGGGAGACAUUUACGACGAUCACCUCCGAGCACUGUCCGGCGUUAAAGCGGCAUCUGCAGAUGGUGACUGCAGGUUUAGGGCUUGUAUCUGUAGGGGUGAUGCUGAGUCUUGCACUUUGGAUAAUAUACGCAAACCGCCCCCAAAGGGAGGAAGUGUUUGCUAAGAUUACGUCCAAAAUUAAAGGCAAAUGCAAUGGAAAGCUUUGUCGUGGUGACGCAAGAAGUCAAAUCACUGAAGUUUGAUACGUGAGAACUUUAGAUUUAGUAGGAAUAGUGUUGAUAUCAUCGGGGUUUUUGUUGUUGUAAUCUAAAUCUAAUUUCGGCCAAGAUGAAGUUGAGCAUGAUUUGGAUUCGGGAUAUCAAUAAUUUCUUGACAGGGUCAAAAAUGGUAUUAACAUCAUAACAUGAGGGUUUAAUAAGAUAAUUAUUCGGUUUCGUUUUGGCCCAAGUAUUUCGGAUUGAUAAAACCUCAAGCCCGGCCCACACAAUUGAAGGGUCCGAUUUUUAUGGGUUUUCACUUUUCAGGGGGAAAAAAUGGAAGUAUGAAAGAGAACAAAAUGGAAGUAGACUAAUAUGUUUGGUUAGGUUUUCAAAGUGGAAUAUCUAAUUAUGAAAAAAAUAAAACACAUUGUUUUAAUAGAAAAAAUAAUAAUGUUAUAAUUGGUUGAGUUUUUCAAAGUAAAAUGUAUUUAUAGGAAAAAAUAAAAGUAUAAUGUCUUCUUAAGAAAAAAAUAGAGUAUAAUGAUAUAAUUGAUAAUCAAAAUCAAACAAGUUUGAAUUUAAAAGAUUGGUCUUGAUAAGGGAAAUAAAAGUACAAUGUUUUAAUAUGUCAGGUUUUAGAAGUAUAAUGAUAUAUGUGGUUAGAUUUUCAAGGUACGAGGUCCUAAUAGGAAGAAAAAAAUAAAAAGUAAAUUGUCUUAAUAUGACAAAAAUAUAGGCAACACAAGUUUCAGAAUAUGUUCCCUAGUCUUGCAGCCUUGGAAGUGGAUGUUUAUUAUUUUGCAGAUAGAUGGCAAGAUAACGAUUGGAAAUGGAGUUGAAGAUUAGAGAUAUGUUGAGGGCCACAAUGGUCUCAACUCGAGGAUUUGACGAAUAUUUUGGUUCAAAUUCAUCUUACUACUGAUCCGGAUAAAUGGGUUUGGGAGUUUCACAAUAAUGUUAUGUUCGUUUUUAGAGACAUUCGGUUGGCUAUUGAUGAUCUGGUAUUUCCUUCGUCUCCUUUAAAAUUAGUUUGGAAUAAGUUUCUUCCUUUAAAAGUUAAUAUUUUCCGCUGGAGAGCCACGUUAAAUAGGUUGCCUACCAAAGAUAAUCUCAUCAAUAGGGGUAUUGAUAUUUCGUGUCUCUUGUGCCCGAUUUGUCAUGGCUCGAGUCAAGAGAUUCUCCAUGUUCUUUAGAUUGUGAAGUGGCAUCUGGGGUUUUUUUGAAGUUGAGUCGUUGGCGCAAUGUUGACUUCGUGGGUCUCCUUUUGGCUCGUGAUCUUCCUGGUUUUUUGGAAUCCUUACAUGUGUCGAUUACUUGCAAAAAUAAGUGUGUGUUCGAUAGUGUUAAACCUAGACUGGAUACGUUGUUUGAUGAUAUUGUUUCAUUUUCAUUUACUUGGAUAGCUUAUAUAAUAUGUUUCAUCCUAAUUGGAACAAUUCGCUUAGAAGCCCUUUACUUAUUCUCUG